Pseudo-nitzschia multistriata is the source of this 1115-nucleotide messenger RNA. The record is from the annotation of a GenBank genome assembly. NCBI's taxonomy places the organism in Eukaryota, Bacillariophyta, Bacillariophyceae, Bacillariales, Bacillariaceae.
UUAAUCUAUCAUUUUGUUGUUGUUCCCUUUUAGGCACGUUGCCGCACCCUUCGUAAACCAUCGUGUGCGUGGUCUCGAGGUUGGAUUGACUCGGUGAUGCCGCUUAUCUUGCGCUUGUUGUUGUUGUCGCCGGUGAUGGUUUCCGUGCUGCGAAUGACAUCCGAAGUCUUUUCGCCGAAAAUCAACUCGUCGUAGUUUCGGUGCCGAUUCUUCCCUUGCUCGUCAAAGAGCGAUGCCAGAGCAUCGUGCACCGCCACGUAGUCCCGAAAGCCCUGUGUGCUUGCGGUUUCUCGCGCCCAUCCCGUGCACCGCAGCGACACGCUUCGAAUGUAUUCCUCGGCAACGUUGGCGCUGACCUUUCCAAAACCAGUGCUCGCGUUCCUCAGCUUGCGGACCUGCUGUUGGGCCCUAAGGACGUAUUCGAUCGCGCUCCGUUUCCACGCCGCCCGCUGCCGGCUGAAUCGCUCUAAUCCCACCAUGUCCUCCCGCUCCUCUGGGGUUUUGGGGUCCUCCGAACGAUUUCUGUGGUUUGAAAUGAUAACCUUGGCUUCUUGCUUCAUCGAAGCGAGCUCAUCGCUUUGGUACCACAGCUCUCUGCGCUCUUCUUCCGUGAACAAGUCCGUUACUCUGGGUGAUCCUCCCGACGCAUUUGGGGCAUUUUUGUUGGCAUCAUUCCUGUACUUCGAUGGAAACGGUGCAAACCGAAUCCGUUUUCCCGUGCUAUUCUUGUCCCCGGUUGUAUUAAGUUGUGCUGCUAGCUCGCUGAAUAAGUUCUUGUUGUUAUCGCUGCCGUGUGCAAACGGUAUGUGUUGGGGCCGCGUCGAGGUGCUGCUAGAAUCCAAUGCUUGUUCUCUCAUUGGUGUUGGAUUGGGAAUUUCAAUGWUCAUAGUGCGGCUGAGGUGGCUUUUGAGUCCGUCAACGCGUAGUCGUUUGGCGUUCUCGGCGCUUGCCGUGCUGUUGGCGAUACAAAGUGGUGUCGUCGUUAGCUUCUCGUUUCCGACAACCCCAUUCGUCAUAUAAAUGUCGUUAAUCUUCGUAUUCGUAUCGAUCGGUUGUAAUAUCAUUGUUGCCAUGCUUGUUUCGUUGUCUUUGUGCAAAUCUUAUGUAGUAUAWAA